Messenger RNA from Panthera uncia (snow leopard), 2240 nucleotides. It is a transcript of the gene IFFO2, whose product is annotated as intermediate filament family orphan 2. The record is from RefSeq and is a predicted model, not a curated record. Bases 5 to 1558 code for a protein of 517 amino acids. The transcript is spliced from 9 exons. Lineage: Eukaryota; Metazoa; Chordata; Mammalia; Carnivora; Felidae.
GCGCAUGGUGAACUCGCUGCUGUUCGGGGAGAUGGCCUUGGCCUUCGGCUGCCCGCCGGGCGGCGGCGGCGGGAGCUGCCCCGGCGGGGGCGGCGGCGGCGGCGGGGCCGGGCCGGGGCCGUCGCCUGUGACGGCGGCGCUGCGGGACGACUUGGGCUCCAACAUCCACCUCCUGAAGGGGCUCAACGUGCGCUUCCGCUGCUUCCUGGCCAAGGUGCACGAGCUGGAGCGGCGCAACCGGCUGCUGGAGAAGCAGCUGGAACAGCAGCAGAGCGAGCGCGAGCGGCGGCUGCGCUACAAGACCUUCUCCCGCGAGCAGGCCGUGCAGACCGGGCCCGAGCUUCUGCGGCCGCCCGCAGCCGGCGCCGGGCUCGGCAGCGGCAGCGGCGCGGCGGCCGGCGCCAACGCCAACGCCGUGGCCCUGGGCGGCCUGCCCCCCGGCGGCGGCUCGCACCCGCAGCACUACGGCCGCCUGCCCGGGACCAUCUGGAGCUACACGCAGGUGCGGCGCACGGGCGGCGGCGGCGUGGAGACGGUGCAGGGCCCCGGCGUGUCGUGGGUGCACCCCGACGGCGUGGGCGUGCAGAUCGACACCAUCACGCCGGAGAUACGCGCGCUCUACAACGUGCUGGCCAAGGUGAAGCGCGAGCGCGACGAGUAUAAGCGGAGGUGGGAGGAAGAGCUUGCCAAGCGCAUGAACCUCCAGACCAUGGUGGACACGCUGCAGGAGGCGGCACAGGAGGCUGAAGCCAUCCAGGAGGAGAUGAACGAGAAAAUUGAGCGGCUCAAGGCCGAGCUGGUGGUGUUUAAGGGGCUCAUGAGUGACCCCAUGACAGACCUGGACACAAAGAUCCAAGAAAAGGCCAUGAAGGUGGACAUGGACAUCUGCCGUCGAAUCGAUAUCACGGCCAAGCUGUGCGAUGUCGCACAGCAGCGGAACUCGGAAGACGUGUCCAAGAUCUUCCAGGUGGUCCCCAAAAAGAAAGAGCGUAAGGUGGCCUCCGACGAUGACAUCUCCGAGCAGGACGGGGAGGUGAACCGGUUCUCAGAUGACGAGGUCGGCUCCAUGAACAUCACGGACGAGAUGAAACGCAUGUUUAACCAGCUGCGCGAGACCUUUGACUUUGACGACGACUGUGACAGCCUGACGUGGGAAGAGAACGAGGACACGCUGCUGCUCUGGGAGGACUUCACCAACUGCAACCCGACCAUCGACCUGCAGGGCGAGCAAGAGGAGAAUUUGGGCAACUUGAUCCAUGAGACAGAAUCCUUCUUCAAGACAAGAGACAAGGAGUACCAGGAAACGAUCGGCCAGAUCGAGCUGGAGCUGGCCACAGCCAAGAGUGACAUGAACCGGCACUUGCACGAGUACAUGGAGAUGUGCAGCAUGAAACGUGGCCUGGACGUGCAGAUGGAGACCUGCCGCCGGCUCAUCAAAGGCUCCGCUGACAGGAAUUCACCGUCCCCCAGCUCCGUGGCCAGCAGCGACUCAGGAAGUACAGACGAGAUCCAGGAUGAGUUUGAGCGGGAGGCGGAUGUGGAGCCCAUGGUCAGCUGAUGACUGAGGCCCCCCUGUGCCUGGUGGUCUCGGUGACGGGGCCUCUGCCCCCGCUCCCCGUGGGGCCGGGAAGGCUCCUCAGAGCGGGGCUCCAGUCUUCACCACACCGACUCCCUCUGCCCUCCUGUCUCCGGAGGCCCCGAGGGACCGCUGCUUCCUUCCUUCCAGCCCACCACCAACCAGUGCCCCUUCUCCAUCCACCCACCCAAGGAAUGGUGCUGUCGAUUUCUAUUGUUCUCCACAUCACAAAUGCAGACUUCUGUCCGGACGAUGCAGAGUUAACUGUGCCUUUUCCCCUAAGCUGAGCCACUUUGAGCUCCAAAGAAUUAUUCCUAGCAGGUGUUUUUAUACAAAACUCUAAGGUGAGGGCGGGGCCCCUGGCAUGGUAUAAUAUGGAUUUCUACCCUCCCACCUGCUCCUCUGAUUGGCCGUGAGCUAUGCCCUUCCCUCCUCUGCCUGGCCAGUGCAGACCUGAGUUGGCCUUGGGGUGGUCCACCUCCUCCCCUCCCCACCCCCCCCAGGAAGGAGCUGUUUGCCUUUGCAACCUUUCUAGGCCUGGGUGGGGGCCUCUCAAGUGCUUUAACUUGAAAAGAUGGAAGGAGGGAGGGGAGACAAAAUUUUCUUUUUUUUUUUUUUGGAUCGAGUGGCAAAGUGGAGGGACAAGGCACUGUGGGGGGGGGGG